UUUUAAACGGGGACAGAGGCCAGAUUUUAGGUAAGCGGAGAGCAAUUUUGAGUAACGCAGCAGAAGAGCUUAACGGCUGCGUAGCUUUUGUUCAUGGCGGAUAAAGCUGUUUCCUCCACCUGAUCGAGAUUCAGAGAAACCCUAGAGGAGUUAAGUUUCAUCAUGGAAGGUGGACGAGAGAAGAGCUCCCCGCUUUCGAAGCCCCCGAAGUUCUCUGUGUAUCAGAACCCAACUCUUUCGGCUGCCCUCACCGCCAAUAGUCUCCGCCCUGCUAAAUCUACCUUUCUUUGCAUGUUCUUCGUCUCCACUGCGUCUGCAUUCUCUCUUCUAGGCUUCGUUUCCAGGGAAGACGGCUUCAUCAACAAUCUGGUUCCCGGUCAUGUUUCCCGCACUACAGCUUAUUUGCUUACCAAAGCAAUGCAGAUCGUGGUGGGGCUGGUGUUCCUGGGAGCUAUUUCUGCCCUUAUCAGAGCCUUUUCCUUGCGUAGAGCGAGGAAUGUAGCUAACGUAUUGGUUUCUUCUCCUUCUAAAGUAGCAAAGGAGCAGAGAAAUCUCACAGAGCGUCAACUAGCCCUUUUGGGAAUUAGGCCAAAACCAGGAGCUAACACUAAGUCUCCGAAGAAACCUCCCAAGUCUAAACCACAGCCAUUAACUUCUCCUUAUCAUGCCCUUGUCCCGCUUCAUCAGUCCGUCUCCAAUUCAAACAGGUCAUCUGAGAAGUCAAAUACUGGCAGUGGCAGUAAGAUGGGUGCGUACUACACCUCAUCAAAAUCCCCAGUGGCCUCGCCUUCGUCUCUGUAUCUAGUACCUUCAAGUCCUUUGCAGGGACCAUCUGUUCAGACGUCACCAUCUUUGGACCGACAAGUUUCAAGUCCCUGGUCAAAGCAGCGAACCCCAACUGCAAUGGAGAUUACCACUGAAGAAAUGCUUGAGCAGUUUUUGGCAGAUGUAGAUGAGAAAAUCACGGAAUCAGCAGUAAAACUGGCAACUCCUCCUGCUACCAUCAAUAGCUUCGGCAUAGCUAGUCCUAGUAACGUUGGAAAUUCGGCUACGACUUCUGGAACUACGAGAAGCACACCAUUAAGACCUGUGAGGAUGUCCCCAGGUUCUCAGAAGUUCAGUACUCCCCCGAAGAAAGGAGAAGGUGACCUUCCUGUGCCUAUGUCAAUGGAAGAGUCAAUUGAAGCUUUUCAAAAUUUGGGUGUCUACCCUCACAUCGAGCAGUGGCGGGAUCGCCUCAGACAAUGGUUUUCUUCAGUUCUGCUGAAUCCAUUGCUUAACAAGAUUGAAACCAGUCAUAUUCAGGUGAUGCAAGCAGCUGCCAGACUUGGUAUUACAAUUACUGUCAAUCAAUUAGGAACGGAUUCACCAAAUACUGGAGCAUCUACGAUGGUAUCUCCAAUUGAUGGCUCUAAAGAAUGGCAGCCAGCAUUUACGUUGGAUGAAGAUGGGACGCUUCAUCAGCUUCGUGCUACCCUUGUACAAGCCAUUGAUGCUUCUAUGUCAAAGUUGCCUCUAGGAAAUCUGCAACAGCCUCAGCCACAGAAUUCCUUAGUCCCCGUUAUGCAGGAGUGUGUAGAUGCCAUCACCGAACACCAACGGCUUCAUGCUUUGAUGAAAGGAGAAUGGGUUAAGGGUUUACUACCACAAACCAGUGUCCGGGCAGACUACACGGUGCAAAGGAUCAGAGAGCUUGCUGAAGGAACCUGCCUGAAGAACUAUGAGUAUCUGGGAAGUGGAGAAGUAUAUGACAAAGUGAAUAAGAAAUGGACUCUUGAGCUUCCAACUGAUUCUCACUUGCUGUUGUAUUUAUUCUGUGCCUUUUUGGAACACCCUAAGUGGAUGUUACAUAUUGAUCCUACAUCCUAUGCCAGUACUCAGUCUAGCAAGAACCCAUUGUUCUUGGGGCUCCUACCUCCGAAGGAAAGGUUUCCUGAGAAGUAUGUGGCUGUCAUAUCCAGUGUUCCCUCUGUUCUUCAUCCAGGAGCUUGUAUACUGGUUGUUGGAAAGCAAAGCCCUCCAAUAUUUGCCCUAUAUUGGGAGAAGAAGCUGCAAUUCUCACUUCAGGGAAGAACAGCACUCUGGGAUGCCAUCUUACUUAUCUGCCACAGAAUCAAAGUAGCAUAUGGAGGAGUCAUCCGGGGCAUGCAUCUUGAUUCAUCAUCUUUCAGCAUCCUCCCCAUCCUUGAGUCAGAGAAUGAAGAGGGAAGGGCCUCACCCAUUUGACACUUACUUUUCCCCAGUUUCCAAAGGCUGCUUGAAUGACCAUCAAAAUGGAGCAAAAAAUAGUAAGACAAUAGGAAGAUCAAUGUAUGCCCCCCUUGAUGCAGGAGCACUUCCAUGGAUCGGCCCAAACCCGUUGGGGGACAUAGACCGAGACUGGAUCUCAUUUUUGAGUCUUUGGUCUUGUAGGAUAUUUUAGGAUUUUUUUUGGGGGAAUUCUUUGCAAAUUUUAAUUAUCUUUUGGUGAAGGAAUUUUUGCAUGGGAGAUUCCAUGUAUUGAUUUGUCACAUAGGGGGUGUUAUGGUCAUUUUGGAUGGGCACCGACAAUAUUUAAUGCCAACCCUCCAUUAAAAAAAUUUUCCUUAUCUUUUAUUAGACUUUUAUUUAGAGUUAAGAGUUAAGAGUUAAGUUAGAGUUGAGAUUGGCUAGUUUGUUUUGGAUUCCAUGUUUUAGUUUUAGAGCUUGAUUUAGAGUUUUAUUUAGUUUUAAAGUACUAGUUAGAGUUAACUUUUGUUUUCAGUUAUAGGACAGGGGUAGGAUUUCUUGUGCUUAAUUCCAUAUCCAAUGAUUCUUAGUUAGAUUUGGAAUAUUGAAUGAAAUUGGUUUGGUUUUGCUGCCAA
Macadamia integrifolia is the source of this 2843-nucleotide messenger RNA. RefSeq lists its product as uncharacterized. The record is from RefSeq and is a predicted model, not a curated record. Gene Ontology annotation, cellular component: membrane. Lineage: Eukaryota; Viridiplantae; Streptophyta; Magnoliopsida; Proteales; Proteaceae. The coding region runs from base 163 to 2226 and encodes 687 amino acids. The transcript has 7 exons.